Messenger RNA from Ceratina calcarata, 1775 nucleotides. It is a transcript of the gene Dnaaf3, whose product is annotated as Dynein axonemal assembly factor 3. Lineage: Eukaryota; Metazoa; Arthropoda; Insecta; Hymenoptera; Apidae. The transcript has 6 exons. Gene Ontology annotation, biological process: motile cilium assembly; axonemal dynein complex assembly. The coding region runs from base 224 to 1540 and encodes 438 amino acids. The record is from RefSeq and is a predicted model, not a curated record.
AACUGUUUUACAGUGUAAGAGGAAGAUCUGGGAUUGUCUGAAACAUUGUACCCAUCAAUUGAUUAUGCUCGUGAAAAUUAAUCAAAUUGAAUAAUCUUAUUUUUCACAAAGUACUCUUCCGGAGAAAGUAGGAAUGAUGCCGAAGCGUGCUUGUUGCUAUGGCAACAACAGUUUGUUAUUUCGGAUUAAAUGUGCAAUGCAGAAAUAGUAUAACAAUAACAAUAUGUGGUGGGGAUACAGUCCUGCAUUGGAUAUACAGUUCGAAAUUAAUAAAUAUGAAGUCAACAGUUCAGAUGAAUCUCUCGACGUAUUACUCGUAGGUGCUGGUGAUGCAAGACAUGUCUUGAAGACAAUAGCAUCAUCUUAUUUGCACCGCGAUCGUAUUAUUUUGUAUAACAUAAUUGAGCCAACAUUGGAACAAGUUGCCAGAUCUAUUGUUUUAUUGAAUAUUUGUUUAGAACCGGAUUUGGGACUGCAAGAGGCAACUCGUUAUUACUUAGAGAUAUUUGGGAACACAUUGGUAAGACCUGCUACAGGUAAAUAUUUGAUCAGAUGCAUCAAUCAAUUAGUGGAUAUACCUACAAAUACAAUUGACUGUCCUUGGUUAAAUUUGGAACACUUGAAACGUAGAGAUAAAGAUCGAUUAGAAGCAAUUUUCAAAUUUUGGGAACGUGCAACACGUGAGAAUAUUCCUAUUGUGGAUUAUUGGGAUAAAAGAAUUAGGAGAUCGUUGAAGACAAGAUAUGAUUAUAGGGAAGGUGUCUUCGAUUGGGAUUAUCAUAUGAUUUUGAAGUCCAGAAAUGUUUCGAACUUAACGUUACAGGAAUAUAGAUUUUGGAGAAAUAGUGGGAUUGCAUUUACAUGGUUAGAAGGUGAACCAAUUAGAAGCAAUCCCACAUUAUUAAAUAAUAUAAUACAGUAUGGACCAGGGUUUUUACACUAUGCGUAUUUAGGAGAUAUUACAAAUGGUCCUUUCUUCUCCUGGACAUUAGGAGAUACAAAGGAUAAUAAAUGGAGAGCGACUGAUGUAGCUGAGCGAGAGAUUAUGAGAAGUAUACAUGAAAUUAGAACUCGGGAACCAAUAUGUGAAGAUCUUAUUGCAUCCCAUAGAGAUUCCUCUUUAUUAAAUGGUACAUUAGUAAUUGAAUCACCUGGCACAGAAAUGGAACAAGAAUCAUGGAAAACAAAGGGGAACAGACAUAGAAAACAUAAAGCAUCUUGGACAGAUAUUGAAAAUCAUAAAAUAAUCUUUCAUCCUGUGGCGUUUUUAGAAGUUUUUAAGCGAAAAUCAGAAUAUGAUAGUAAAUUUGAAUUUAUUUGGGUAGCUUAUAAUAUGACCGAACAAAUACCCAAUUUUGUAUCUUCACUUAAGAAAGGAGGAAUCAUGUUGGUAGAAUUACCAAAGAAUUUAAUAGAAUUAAGAGAUGAAAGUUUACAAAAUUUCGUGAAGGAAUUGGAAAGUAUGGUACGUCAAUAUGGACUACGCAAAAUUCAUGACAUAAAUGCUAAAGAGCAUUGUGUUGCUAGAUUUUUCAAAUAAAUUUCAAUGUCAAUUUUCCUUAUGUAUAUAAUUCAUUUAAAACUUUCAAUGAAGCAUAAAUUGUAUACGGUAUUCAAUGUUCAUUUAUACACGCACGCGCGCGCGCGCGCGCGCGCACACGCACACACACACACACACACACACACACAACGUUGUACGUGUAGAAAUUUAAUCGUAGCCGUAGUCAAGUUUAUUCAUGAAACGAUUCAUUUUGUAAUAAACAGAAUAACUUACA